This is a messenger RNA of Vespula pensylvanica (western yellowjacket), 4621 nucleotides long. RefSeq names its product endoplasmic reticulum metallopeptidase 1-like. Bases 545 to 3199 code for a protein of 884 amino acids. NCBI's taxonomy places the organism in Eukaryota, Metazoa, Arthropoda, Insecta, Hymenoptera, Vespidae. Gene Ontology annotation, biological process: proteolysis. Gene Ontology annotation, molecular function: metalloexopeptidase activity. The record is from RefSeq and is a predicted model, not a curated record. The transcript is spliced from 16 exons.
CUAAACAAAACCUCUAUCUCUUUAUGAACCGUACUAUGUUGUUACCGUCAAGUGCAUGAAUACCUAAUGAUAAACGAAUGUUAUCGGGAGUGAAUGUCGAAUAUAUUCUUUUCUCUCCAAGGAACGAUAUACUCGUCGGCGAUGCCGAAUAUUUACCAUAACCUAAUUUAAAUUUAUACAUGCGACAGCAGAUUCAUUAAUAUUGAAUAAGAUUACAUAAAAAAGAGACUAAUAACGAUGAGAUAAUAAUGAAAAAAAAAAUUUUGAAUAAUCGUGUCACAGAAAAAUAGAGUAUAAUUUAAAAAGUUGACUUUGUAAAUGAAAAUAACGAGAAGAACUACCAUCGACGAAAGAAACAGUGCGUGCUUUAUAACUUUUUUUCAUUUAAAAAGCACAAAAAUUGCUUUCGAUGCGGUAUUAUGCAGUCUGCAGAGUAACGUGACACAAUUUCGUUCGUGAAAUUCUUGUUAUAUUUCUUUCAAUUUUUUCUAAAAUUUUCUUCGUGCGAUACGAUACGUUCUAUAUAAAUAAAAAAUAAAACAACAUGUUUCAGAGAGAUGGGGUCAGAUUGCGCCAGCAUACUACACGCAGAUAUUCAGAUAGUAAUUCACAAGAGAAUAGAAUAAUUUCUAAGACAAAAGAUAUACUGCCAAAUGAAACUCCACAUCUUUUUUUUGUGCUUACUUUUUUUCUAUUUUUAUCUUUCAUUAUUAUUGCGUUAGAGAAAAAUUUACCAGAACCAUGUAUGAUAGAAAAUGAAGAACUUUAUCCCGGUAGAUUUAUCGCAGAGAGAGCCCGUAAUCAUAUAAUAAAUCUUACAUCUAUUGGUCCACGAAUUGUUGGGAGUUAUGAAAACGAGGUGUUAGCUGUAAAAUAUUUAACAAUAGCAAUUAAUGAAAUAGUUAAUAAGGCGCAUGAAAAUCAUAAAAUUACACUUGAUAUAACAAAGCAUAGUGGAUCAUUUCCAUUGAAGUUUUUAGAUGGCAUGACAAAUGUAUAUAGAAAUGUUCAGAAUGUUGUUGUUAAAAUUGGACCACAUAAUCCAGUAAAGCAUAGUUUAUUGAUGAAUUGUCACUUUGAUACCUUUCCAGAAAGUCCAGGUGGUUCCGACGAUGCUGCUGGAUGUGCCGUGAUGUUAGAAAUAUUACGGGUAAUGGCUUACAGUUCACAGUUGUUAAAGCAUAAUAUUAUAUUUUUAUUUAAUGGAGCAGAGGAAAAUCUAUUAGAGGCUUCACAUGGUUUUAUAACGCAACAUUCUUGGGCUAAAGAAAUCAGAACUUUUAUAAAUUUAGAAGCAUGUGGUGCAGGUGGUAGAGAAUUAUUGUUUCAAGCUGGUCCUGAUACUCCAUGGAUUUUGGAGAUCUAUUCUAAAUCAGUUCCAUAUCCAUUUGCAUCAUCCUUGGCUCAAGAAAUAUUCGAAAGUGGCAUUGUUCCUGGAGAUACUGAUUUCCGAAUAUUUAGAGAUUUUGGAAAUAUUUCUGGUGUAGACUUUGCUUGGUCAUCUAAUGGUUAUGUUUAUCAUACAAAAUUUGACACAGUAGAUCAAAUACCAUUAGGAUCUUUACAGAGAACUGGAGAUAAUAUUCUUGCUCUUGCUCAAGGAAUAAUGCUGGAGGAUUUUAUGCCAGAUAGAACAUCACAGAAUGCAGUAGAAAAUAUUGUAUUUUUUGAUUUUUUGGGUGCAUUCGUAAUCAGAUGGCCACUGUAUAUUUCAAGUACAAUAAAUGUUUUCAGUAUUUCUAUAGGAAUAUAUUCUGUAUAUAUGAAUAUGCAAAAUGCACGCAGAGAUGCCAAAAAGUUCACAUAUCUAAAGCAUUUAUUAAUGUGCAUCGCUGUUAUUGUUAGUUCAUGGCUCCUAUCUUCAUUUACAUGUACAGCAAUUGCACUAACUCUUACGAAAUUAGGAAAAGUUAUGAGUUGGUAUGUAAGACCAGCAUGGUUAUUCUUUUUAUAUGUUUGUCCAACUGUUUUCAUGUCAAUGAUUUUAUUCUUGUACGUUGGAACUCAACAAAAGAAGGAAAUAAAUUCCAUGUGGAUUUUAUAUCAAAUGUAUUGCGAUGCAUAUUCUGUUAUAUGGAUGGUAAUACUUCUCUUGUGUGUUUUACUUAAGAUAAAAUCUGGUUUUAUACCUUUACAUUGGGUUUUUUUCCCUGCUAUUGGAAAUAUAUUACGUCUUAAUUUUUUCUACAAAUGGAGAGGUUGGAAAUGGCUUUGUUACCACAUAGGCAUGCUGACUUUACCCUAUAUGCAAUCAUUUUAUUUAACAAUUGGUGCUUUGUAUCUUUUUAUUCCUAUAAUGGGACGUUCUGGCGGUAGCCUUAACUCUGAAGUUGUUAUAGCCAACAUAUUGUCAUUAUUAUUUUGCUUAUUAUUUAGUUUUAUGAUGCCUAUAGUAAUUUUAAUAAAGAAUGCAGAACGGAUUAUAAGUGUACUAACGGGAAUAUUUUUGAUAGCAAUUGGUAUAUUAAUUUUAACACCUCUUGGUUUUCCUUAUAGUGGCAAUCCAUUAUCCCCUGCACCACAACGUUUUAUGAUAGCGCACACACAAAGACAAUAUUACAAUUUUAAUGGUAGUCUUAGAUAUUCUGGAACAGGAUAUUGGCUGGUUGACUUAGAUAUGAAUAGUCCUCAAAGUGUACAAGCUAUGGUACCAGAAGUUAGUGCUAUCACACCAACAAUUAAAGAUUGUGAGAAGGAAUUAUAUUGUGGUUUACCAUAUUUAAUGCCAGUUACAACAUUUUUAUGGAAGACUAGUUGGAUAUCAGGACCUGCACCAUUUAUAAAUGUUCCAACAAAAUUAGAUCUUAUAUCAAAAAUUACUAAACAUAAUGUUACAAGCUUUACCUUUAAUGUAACAGGUCCAGAUCAUAUAGGUAUAAUUCUUUCUCCAUAUAAAGAUGUCCAUUUAGAAAAGUGGAGUAUAUCAAACAAGGAGCCAUUAAAGGGUCCUAUGUGGAAUGGCAGAGAAACUUAUUUCAUUUAUUAUGCUUGUGCCUCUGACUGUAUUCCUUAUACAUUUUCUAUUGAAUUAAGUGUAUAUUCUCUAAAAAAAGUUCCUUCUUUAUCUAUUGCACUGGCUGGUCAUACUUUGCAUGGAAAACAUCAGAGAUCCUCGAGAUUUAAACAAUUUUUGAUUCAAUUCCCACCAUGGGCUGUUAUAACACCAUGGACUGCAACAUAUACUUCCUGGGAAUUCUAAUAGAUCUAGAUUUUGAUCUAUCCAAUUAAUUGAGAAAAGAUCAUAGUGAUAUAUUAUUUAACAAUAAUAUAUAUAUAUUUAACAAACAAGCUAUGAUGGCAAUAUCAUAAUGCAGCGAAUGCAUUUACUUUGAUUGCUUUUGCCUAGAUAACAAAAAAGCCUAAGAAUAUGUGAGCAUCAUUUCAUAGUUUAUAUACUAGUCAAAAGAUGAAGUUUGAAAAUAGAGUUUAUAAUAUUGAGAUAUAUCAUUAGUUCCUUUUAUUUAUCUGGAAUAAUAUAUCACAAUGUAUGGUAUGUGAAAUGAAAUAAGUUAAAAUAAAUGAAAAUUAAUCAGUAAAAGCAAUUAUUUUUAACAUUUAUAAAUUAGUAAAUUGCCAGAUUUUAAUGAUACACUAUUUUUGAAAAGUCGAUAGUAAAAACUGUUAACAUUAUGUUAAAUUUAUAUUGUAUAAUUUUGUUGAAAAAACGAUGGACAUCUAAUAAUAAUAGAUAAUUUAAUUAAAAGUUACUUCAUGUUCGUAGAUAUGUUGUUUAUAAAUUCUAUGUUGUACGAUUUUUGCAAAAAUAAAUGCAAAAAAAAAUAUUACGCUUAACGACGGCACGGAAUGUAUUCGUAAUGUCAUAUGUUUAUUUAUUUUAUUAUAUGUAUUUUUUUUACCAUUCGAAAUAUUUUAAUACGUUUGUAUACGACAUACCUGCUGUAAACCGAUACGUUUAUAAGUUAUUAUAAGAUCGGGAAUAGGCGAUAUCGCAGGUCUCUCUUGUUUCGUAAGAGAUGUGUCAAUAUUGACAUACCGGUAUAGUAUAAGGCUAGACGAUUUUCUUCGUUAAAGAGAGUUGCAGCUUUCGUCUUGUCGUUGCAUCGAUCUUUAAAGCACAUUUAGCGAUAGUGUGUAAUUAAGAAAAUGGUUACGAUUAAGUGCUUUUAUCGACAAUUUGUCGAGCCGUCUACUAUCUUAUUUUGGUUUGUAAUUCAUUCUUUAUGUAAACAUGCGAACAUUCUUUCUUUUAAUUUAUGUGAAAAAUUAGAUAUAAAGAGAUAACGAUUAUUUCAUCGUUUUUAUGGGACAACAUUUUACUAAUAACGUUAACUGUGCCAACGUAUUGGCAUAAUGAAGUGAAAACAAUGUAAACUCGUAGAUUUUACUAAUUAAAGCGUUGUUCAAUUAAGAUCUAGCUGUAAAAUACUUUGUUGACUAGGAAUAUACCAGGUGUAACUUGUUAACGUCUACACCCAAAUCGAAGUUAAUUAUUAUUUAAAUUAUUCACACUCUUGCAACAGAUAAUAACCAGUUAUACUACAAAUAUCCCACACAUGGCCGCGAUUUCUUAGAAAAAGAAAUUUUAAUUAACAUUUCACGCUUGUUACCACCGUGACCUGAUAUUGCGCUUGAAUUUUGAAUAAAAUUUGUUAGUAAUUUA